This is a messenger RNA of Rhipicephalus sanguineus (brown dog tick), 1252 nucleotides long. RefSeq lists its product as uncharacterized. NCBI's taxonomy places the organism in Eukaryota, Metazoa, Arthropoda, Arachnida, Ixodida, Ixodidae. Gene Ontology annotation, biological process: maturation of SSU-rRNA. The record is from RefSeq and is a predicted model, not a curated record. The transcript is spliced from 8 exons. Gene Ontology annotation, cellular component: nucleus; 90S preribosome. Bases 151 to 1233 code for a protein of 360 amino acids.
AUCGCGCGCCUCUAAACUGCAGUGAGGGAAAGCUCGCUCUUAAAGAGACCGAAGACUGGGUUCUGUUCUGUGACUGUAUGUAUGUACUACAUACAUCGUGAAGUACCGUUCGUUAUUUGGUGUCGUCUACAAAUGCACAGUAAUUAAAAGAUGGAGAAAAUCGCAGUGAAUAACCUGGUCGUGGUGCUGCGCGGGUUGCUCAAGACGGAAAGAGUCUUCCUGAUUAAGAAAAUGACUUCACAGAUAAAGAAGCUCCAAGAUUCUAAAGGCCCGGACGCUGAAAAAAGAAUUCAGAAGGCUGCACGUUGGAAAGACCAAGUUAAUUACCUAAAGAAAGUUGAUCUCACCACCGUUGCACGUCAAGCAUUAGCUGCUGAAGAGCCAUGGAAGAAUGUGCUUGUUCGGGCUGACUCCACUCCGGAAGAACGUGCCUUGGCACGUCUGGCAGACCGCCCAAAAGUGCAGAAAGUCAUUGAGGAGUUCAGGAGUGCUAACGCUGAUUGGAAAGAGUGGCUGCCAAAGGUCUAUGAUGCCUGGGAGAAACGCAAGAAAAAGCGUUUUGCUGUUUCUGGUGAACUAGAAACACCACCUGUGAAUGAAACUAAAGAAGUGUGUGAGAACGACUUUCUGCCUGAUGGCGGGAAUAAUGCCAAAAUGCCGACGAAGAGUAAAGCAGCAUUUAAAGGCAUCAGGGUUAUCUCUUCGGGUGCCUCAAAGCCUGAAGUAAAAAAGACAGCCUUGCAGAAAGCUGGCGAGAAGACGGCCAAAGAAACAUCCAUCACACAAUCUACAGGUGUUCCAGUUCAGAGCCCCGAUAGAGUGCAGAAGCUUUUCAUUAAGAUGGCUGCAGAGGAGGAGCCUGACAAAGAAUUGCCACCAAGAAAGUUUGCAGCUGGUGACCCAUUCUUCUGGCCAGCCGGAAAGACUGGCAGUGACGACGAAGAAGGCGAUGCAUGGAGACCACGGAGGCCACCCUUGAACCCCGGCAAGAAGCAAAGCCUGCCUCCUCCUCAGAGAAGCUUUGGAGAGACUGCUGGUAAGCACCAGCACAGCACAGCAUUCAGCCGUCCUUCUGCCAAAAGUGGACCUCCACAGGCCUUAAGGAAAGCCCCUCCGUCAACUGGCAACCAGCCCAGCUUAGAAAGCUCGGACCUGCAUCCAUCCUGGGCAGCCAAGCGACAAGCCCAGAAGGCAGUGGUACCGUUUCAAGGGAAGAAAAUCACCUUCAGCUGAAAUUAUAGUAAAAUUCAUU